Molecule: messenger RNA, 609 nt
Organism: Chlorella variabilis
Lineage: Eukaryota; Viridiplantae; Chlorophyta; Trebouxiophyceae; Chlorellales; Chlorellaceae
Exons: 4
Biological process (GO): carbohydrate metabolic process
Molecular function (GO): hydrolase activity, hydrolyzing O-glycosyl compounds
Source: RefSeq, a predicted model, not a curated record
AUGCGCCUUGCACGCCUGGCCCUCGUGGGGCUGUUACUGGCCCUGGGGAGCGCCCGCAUGGCAGCCGCCGCUGCUGGAAGCACCGCCUGCCGCGACAAGCCUGCGCCCGGCGCCUGGUCCUGCAAGCAGCAGCGCGCCUGGGGCAAGUGCGAGGACAAGUGGCUUGUGGCCGGCGGCUGGUGCGUCGCCACCUGCGGCCGCUGCGGCCAGGCGCCCGCCGCCGCCAACAUCCAGGCCGACGCGCCCACGCCCGCCGCCGCCAGCGCUCGGGCCGCCGCCUCCAAGCCUGCCAUCAACGCCCCCAAGCCUGCCGCCAACGCCUCCACCACCACGCCCUCCAAGCUCCUGUCGGGCAACGUGGGCGAGUACGGCAAGGUGCUGGGCAUGUCCUGGCUCUUCAUCUACGCCCAGCGCAGCGGCAAGCUGUCCGCCGCCAACAACCCCAUCGACUGGCGCGGCGACUCACACCUCGCAGACCGCGUGCCGGGCGGCUUCUACGACGCCGGCGACCACCUCAAGCUUAACUUCCCCCUAGCCACCUCCCUCUCCUUCCUGGCCUGGGGCGUGCUGGAGUUCCCGGCCACCUACGCCGCCACAGGGCAGACAAAG